Messenger RNA from Lycium barbarum (goji berry), 1010 nucleotides. RefSeq lists its product as uncharacterized. NCBI's taxonomy places the organism in Eukaryota, Viridiplantae, Streptophyta, Magnoliopsida, Solanales, Solanaceae. The record is from RefSeq and is a predicted model, not a curated record. Bases 189 to 758 code for a protein of 189 amino acids. The transcript has 2 exons.
AGACAUGUAGUGGUGGGUAGUAACAGAGAAAGAGGGUCCCCCUAAGAAUUUAUUGAAGCAAGAAUUGGAAGUAGUGAGGGGUGUGGCCAGGGGUGGUUGGGUUCUUAUUUUGCGAUACCACCUCACAUACUCACAACAGUACUACCCAUAUGUCCCGUUUGAAAGAGUAGUAGUAGUCACUCCUCUUCAUGGCAUGCUUAGAAAUGUACAACCAAAAUAACUCUGAUGAUCACAACAAACAACUUUAUUCAAUGAGUCCUAGAAUUUCCUUCUCCAAUGACUUCAUCGACUCAAAUACUAAUUCUUCUUCUUCUCACCAUCGACAACAAAUGAUUAUGAAGAAUGAAAGGUCUUAUAGAGAUGCACCUGUUUCCUCUGACUUUGAAUUCUCUGUCACUAAUUAUUCCAUGAUUAGUGCUGACGAACUUUUCUCUAAGGGUAGGUUGUUGCCCUUUAAAGAAGGUUGCUCUAGUGGACACUCUCAGAAAACUACUCUUCGUGAUGAACUCCUCAACGAUGACAAUGAUGAUGAUUUUACCUUGAGGAUACCCAAGAGUUCUACUAGGUGGAAGGGUCUAUUAGGCCUUAAAAAAUCUCAUGUUGGGUCCAAGAAAAUCGACAAGAAAAAUGAAGACAAGAGGUCUGAAGAGCUGGCUAAUGGCAGCAAGAAUUCCCAGGAAGUAUACAAUGGGUCUGGUAGUGGAAGGGAUAUGGACUUUCGUUUUAAUGGAAAGUAUGAGGAGCAGGGCAGUAACUAGAUUUUAGAAGGUAUCUUGGGGAUGCAAAUGUCACAGUGGCUUAUGCUUUUAGUUUUGAAGUUUAAGAGAAUCAUAUAGAUUCUGAUUUGUUGGAUUUUAGUUCUGAUCAUUUACUAUAUUUUUUAGAGCUAUUGUGUUCUUUUUGCUAUUUGAUUCAAUCAAAUUGUUUAAAUAUGUAGAAGUUGGGAGUUUUUGGCUUUAUUCUUAUGAACAAAUGAGAUUGUUGAAUCAAAUGGUAUCUAGGUUGUAUGA